AAGAAAGACAAAAAAGAGAGUAGUUGCGAAUUUUUGGGGGAGAAAUCUUUGUUACAUAUAUACAAACAAGCGCGCCGACUCUCUUUGAAUUCUCUCUGGUCUCCAUCCAUAUUAUGAUAUUAAUCAAGAAUGAAGGGUAAGUAAUAAAUAUUAUUAGGAGCUUUGCUUAGGCUUGGCUUUGCUUUGCUUGUCAACAACUCAGACUGAGAGUCACUCACCAUAUUCUCACAUACGUUACUCUUCUCUCUUUGGGCCUGCAUCUGCCUUUGCCUCUGCAUCUUUGCCUCUGCCUUUGCCUCUGCAUCUGCCUCUGCAUCUUUGCCUGUGCAUCUGCCUGUGCAUCUUUGCCUGUGCAUCUGCCUCUGCCUCUGCCUCUGCCUUUGCCUUUGCCUCUGCCUCUGCCUGCAGAUAUAUCGAUCGGAUCGACAGCGGUGUAGAAACAAACAACAACAUCAGCAGCUUCAUCAAAUCUUCCUUCUUCUUCAGUUGUGUCGUCGGCUUCUCCAAGUCCAAGUAGUUUUAUCAGCAGCAACAAGUCCACCAUGAAUCGGAAACCCACAUGCCUCUUAUCCGUCCGCGACGAUAUAGAAGAGAGGAUGAAGAUGCUGGCAUCUCACACAGCUCAACAAGACACUGGAGACACCUUCGCUGAACGAGCCGACGCUUACUACAAACGACGCCCUCAGCUGCUCUCUCUGCUUCAAGACUUAUACAAAGCCUACGUCACUUUAUCUGACCGUUAUAUUCAUACAAUUGCCAAAACCAAUCAUCGCCGUGGACACUCCUCCCAAACCUCAAUCAUUGAUAAUGACUGCUACGACGACUGUCAUGACCAACAAGAUGCCGAUGGUGAUACAUUAAGCCAGAUGGAUUCGGACGUGGGCAGUUCCCUCUCCUAUCAGCCACAAUUAUCUCUUGCUGCUGCCCGGGAUGAUAACAUGGUGUUGGAUUUGGAUGCAAUUGUUGCGGAGGUUGUGAUGAAGAAUGUGGAAUGCGAUAUCUUACUUGAUGAGGCCAGCACCAUGGGGAGGCGAUGCAAUGAGUCAUCAAGGAAGAUGAAGUUGCAGAAGAGCUUGCUGGAGGUGCUGGAGUCCGAAAGGCUUAUACUACUGAAUGAGAAUGCUAAGUUGGGGUACAAAGUGGGUGCAUUGGUGGAAGAGAACAAAGCCAUCGCGUCCGAGUCCAUGUUCAUUAGGAGGAAGGCUGGAGAGCUGGCUAGGUGUUUGCUGAAGGUGAGGGAGGAUCAGAGGGUGUGCAUGCUUAGCCGUAAAAUCGAGGACCUGCAGGGCCAGAUCUAUGGGUUGGAGAAGAGGAACAAGGAGUACUAUGAGCAACUUGUGAAGAGAGACCAAUGGUCCUCUCAACUUGUACAAGAAGAGAGUAGGAGCAUAAACAACAAAAGCAAGUAUAACGGGAAUGAAGUGAAUUUGGAGGUUUGUUUCCAAAUAGGGAAGAUCAAUCGGAGGCUGAAGAGAGGUAAUAGCAAUGUGAAGGAUUUUGGCACUGCGAGUGGGAAGAAGGGUUGGAGUUGGUGGGGAAAGGUCAAGAACAUGGACUUGUUUCUAUGCGGACAUAAUUCAAGCUCUACUUGACCUCAAUGGUGUCUGUCUGUUUAAUUACAAACUAAACUUACGUUAAUGGUGGUCAGUCUGUUUAUUUUUCGUUUAACGUCCUGUAGAGUCAACACUGUCAUGAACCUGCUGACUCCACGGUGAUUCUGCCUUAUAUUAGUUUCAUGAUCCAGUAGAAUUUGAGGCUCAAAUUGGCUGAAACCUACUAUUUAAAUCAAGCGUGUCACGAAAUUUGCGUU
This is a messenger RNA of Malus domestica (apple), 1810 nucleotides long. Its product is annotated as kinase-interacting family protein. Gene Ontology annotation, molecular function: actin binding. The record is from RefSeq and is a predicted model, not a curated record. NCBI's taxonomy places the organism in Eukaryota, Viridiplantae, Streptophyta, Magnoliopsida, Rosales, Rosaceae.